Molecule: messenger RNA, 12003 nt
Organism: Rotaria socialis
Lineage: Eukaryota; Metazoa; Rotifera; Eurotatoria; Philodinida; Philodinidae
Source: the annotation of a GenBank genome assembly
AUGAGCGGCAAAGGCGGGUCUCUGCCGACAGUAUCUACUAAUAAGAAGUCUAGUAAACCAGUAUUACCUCAAAUUCAACGACAUCCAGCCUAUUAUGAAGAUCCAUACAAAAAUUCCAUAUUGUUUUCAUUCAAACUAAAAGAUAGACAAGAUGAAAAGCUGCAGCAAAUUGUCAUUGAACAUGCAAAAAGAGAAGAACAAGCAACACUUGAAUCUUCUGGUGGAAAAAGUCGACAGCGAGAAAAAUCUCCGGAAUGCCCAAAAACGUGUCUCAGCGAAGAUCGUGCAAUUCGAAACAAUUAUUACUAUAUGAAGGAACGCGUUGCACAAUUACCGAUAACACCAGCCUCAGAUGAAUCAUUUAAACACAUUAUUGAGCAUUUUAUUGAUAAAAAACUAAAAGAAGGUCCACAAAUGAAAGCUGUUAUUCAACGAUUUAUUAGUGAAACGAAAGUUUUGUAUGAGAAUAGUAUGAAAAAAAGUCAAUUGCAACAUGUUCUUGUUGCACCACAUGUGAAAGGUCUCGAAAAUGAAGCUGCAGGUCCACCACCUCCAGAGUUAGUCGGAUUCGACUUUUCGAGCUCAUGGGAAACUAGCUUUCAAUUAAGUCGUGAUGCAAUCAAAGAACAUCUAUAUAUUGUUCAUCCAACACAUCGACAAGUACUUGAAUUAUGUAAUAGAACGCUUUCACCAAGAAUUAUGGUCGAUUUCAAACGAAUCAGAUCCUUGGGUGCAUUAGACUUUCCUCAUUUACGUGCGUUUGUUGUACGUGAUAUUGAACGUAACGAAGAUUAUCUAAGUGCAAGUUGGUUUCCACUUAUCUGUCAAAUAUUUCAAACUGGCCAAAUUCAAGGCAUAACAACAACACCAGAGAAAACAAAUUCGUUCUAUAAUUCAAUUAAUACACUCGUAUCGAAUCAACUACGUGAGCUUCUCGAACGAAGUAUUGAUACGUGGUGCUCAUUAUUCGAUCCAAAAGAUCAAGAUUAUCUUCCGAUAAUUAAAAUUGACAUUAUUCUUAAUGAUGACGAUUCAACAAUUAGUAAAAUUGAUUUUCAACCAAUGAUGCCUGACUUUGUAAACGUACUUCGUUAUGUUGUUGAUAAAAUUGCACUGUCAAUCAAUGGACCUAAUCGCAUACGUGUAGCGACAAUUCAAUCAUUUUUAAAUGGUGAUGAUAAUAUUGCACUUGAUACUCGUCUAUCACAAACAGUUAUUGAUCGAGCUUACAAGCAGUUAGCUGAUUUAACUGAAUAUUACUUUCAAGAGCCACGGCAAUUAUUAAAAGCAUAUGAAGAUAAAUACAAUUAUCUGAUUGACGGACAAGCCCAAGCAGAUGUAGAAAAGUUCAAUACAGAAAAUCAUACUUUUGAUGAAUAUACACGAGAAUUCGAUCGUUUUAAUGAUAUUAUCAAACAGAUCAUGCUCGAGCCUACAACUGUAGAAUUCCCAUUACUUCAAACAAAUAGUGAACAAGUUAAACAAGGUCUUGUGGAAGCGGCACGUAAACAUCGUAAUACAUUAUUUGAAAAACUUGUUAACGAUUAUCGUACAGAAUGUCACAGUAUUUGCACUGAAUUCGAAUCAGUUAAACAACGUGCUUUAGCUAAACCAGCAACUACUGCUGAACUUAAUGACAUUAUUAAAUAUAUUGAUAAUGCUAAAGGAGAAAAAUCAUUACGUUUAGCACAACGAAUAAAAGAAGUUCAACGUCAAAUGGAAUAUUAUCUGGACGAAUAUCUCUUUUCGGAAGACGAUAUUCGAUUAAAUGCCGAUACACUUUUAUGGCCCACUAAUAUUGGACCAGUAUUUGAUGCAAAUGAUGAACUUACUCAACAAAUCCGUGGCAAAAAUGAACAAAUUCUUAUGGAAAGACGUGAACGUCUAUUGGCAGAUUUACAAAAGAUGCAACGUCGUGUUGAUGAAUUUGCUGAUUAUGGCGAAUUAAAUAUGAUGGGCGAAUAUGCACAAGAUGUUAAACAGAUUCAAAAGAAAAUCGUUGAAGUUGAAAAUGAAAUCGAAUGGAUCAAUCAAGAAGAAAAUCAAUUCCGAAUGGCGAAAACAGAGUAUCCACAAUUGGAAGCAAUAAAAACAGCAGUUGAUCCAUACUUUCGUCUAUUUACAACGGUUCGUAAAUGGCAAGUUGCCGAAAAGAAAUGGAUGGAUGGUGCAUUUCUUGAGUUGAACUCUGAAAAAGUCGAAGGCGAAGUUGAAGAAUAUUUACGUGAAAUAUUUAAAAUCAAAAAACAAUUUACAAAUUUAGUCAAAAAGAAAAAACUCGAAUUAGCUAAUAAAGUUAUGGAACGACGUAAAGCACGAGGAAAGAAACGUAUGGAAGACGAAGCUGGUGGCGAUGCUUCUGGGGCUGAUGCCGAUGCCGUCGAAAAAGAUGAAGAUGAACGAGAAUUGGAAAAACUUGAAAAAAGUGAUCCGGAAAUGUUACGCAUUUGUACAGUUAUACUUGAUCAACUCGAUACUUUUAAGGAACACUUACCUGUCAUAAGUAUAUUGUGUAAUCCGGGUAUUCGUACUCGUCAUUGGGAGAAAAUGUCAACAAUAUUUGAACGUAAUCUUAAACCAGAUACAGGUACAACACUUCGAAAAGUUUUACAACUUGGUUUGGAACCAUAUAUGGAACAAUUCGAAAUAGUCAGCGCUGGAGCAUCGAAAGAAUUCUCAUUAGAAAAGGCUCUAAAAAAAAUGCAAGAUGAUUGGGAACCUGUGAUGUUUAAUACAAGUAAAUAUAAAGAAACUGGUUUAACUAUCUUAUCAUCGGUUGAUGACAUACAAACAAUUCUUGAUGAUCAUAUUGUUAAAACGCAAACAAUGAAAGGCAGUCCAUUUAUUAAACCAUUUGAAAAUGAAAUUAAAGCUUGGGAAGUUAGACUACUUUUAAUUCAAGCUAUUAUUGAUGUUUGGCUUAAAGUCCAAGCUAAUUGGCUUUAUUUGGAUCCAAUUUUUUCAUCUGAAGAUAUUAAUCAACAAAUGCCCGAAGAAGGUCGUCUUUUUUCCAUAGUCGAUCGAAAUUACAAAGAUAUAAUGCGUCAUCUCGAUAAAGAUCAACACGUAAUGGCAGCAACUAGUCUAACGGGUUUAUUGGAUAAAUUAAACGACAGUCAUACUUUACUUGAAAAGAUCAAUAAAGGUUUAAAUGCCUAUCUCGAAAAGAAACGCUUGUUUUUUCCACGCUUCUUUUUCUUAUCAAAUGAUGAAAUGCUUGAAAUUCUUUCUGAGACAAAAGAUCCAACACGUGUUCAACCACAUUUGAAAAAGCUAUUCGAAGGCAUUGCUAAACUUGAUUUCGAUGCUAAAGUUGAUAUACACGCAAUGAUGUCAAGCGAAGGAGAGAAAAUUAAAUUUAUUCGUUCAAUCAGUACAUCAGAAACUAAAGGUGCUGUAGAAAAAUGGCUAAUCCAAGUUGAAGAUGUUAUGCUUAAAUCAGUUCGACAUGUUAUUGAACAAUCUUAUGUUGCCUAUCCAAACGAAUACCGCAGUGAAUGGGUUACGAAUUGGCCUGGCCAAGUUGUUCUAUGUGUUUCACAAAUUUUUUGGACAACUGAAGUCAAAGAAGCACUAGUAACUGGUGUUAAAGGACUUGGAGAAUAUUAUGCAAAACUUGAAGCACAACUAGGUGAUAUCGUUGAGCUUGUACGUGGUAAAUUGAAUAAACAAACACGUAUAACACUGGAAGCUCUGGUCGUUAUUGAUGUACAUGCAAAAGAUACAGUGAAAGAUUUAGUCAAUAAACAGGUACAAUCAGAAAAUGAUUUUAAUUGGUUAGCACAAUUACGAUACUAUUGGGAAGAAGAUGAUUGUCGAGUACGAAUUACCAAUGCAGCAGUUAAAUAUUGUUAUGAAUAUUUGGGAAAUACGCCACGUCUCGUUAUUACACCUUUAACAGAUCGUUGUUAUCGAACGCUUGUCGGGGCUUUUCAUUUGCAUUUAAAUGGUGCUCCAGAAGGGCCAGCCGGAACAGGAAAAACUGAAACAACAAAAGAUCUUGCUAAAGCUCUUGCAGUGCAAUGCGUCGUCUUCAAUUGUUCCGAUACUAUGGAUUAUAAAGGUAUGGGUAAAUUCUUCAAAGGUUUGGCUUCAUCAGGUGCAUGGGCAUGUUUUGAUGAAUUCAAUCGUAUUGAUCUUGAAGUAUUAUCUGUUAUUGCUCAACAAAUUUUACAAAUUAUUCAAGCAAUACAAGGUAACAUGGAAAAAUUUGAAUUCGAAGGAACUGAAAUUCGACUAAAUACAAAUUGUUAUGUCUGCAUUACUAUGAAUCCUGGUUAUGCUGGUCGAUCUGAACUGCCUGAUAAUUUAAAAGUACUCUUUCGACCUGUAGCUAUGAUGGUUCCUGAUUAUGGUCUUAUCUCGGAAAUUUCACUAUAUUCCUAUGGUUUUAUGAAAGCUCGUCCACUUUCCGUUAAAAUUGUUACUGUCUAUAAGCUAUGCUCAGAACAACUGUCAUCACAAUAUCACUACGAUUAUGGUAUGCGUGCUGUCAAAUCAGUUCUUUGGGCAGCCGGUGCUUUAAAACAAAAAUAUCCAACUGAAGAUGAAGAUAUUUUAAUUCUUCGUAGUAUAAUCGAUGUUAACUUACCGAAAUUUUUAGCACAUGAUAUACCUUUAUUUAAUGGUAUUAUUAGUGAUUUAUUUCCUGGUAUAACUUUACCUAAACCAGAUUAUGAUGUUAUCACUGUAAAUAUGCUUGAAGUAUGUGAGCGUAAAAAUUUACAACCCACAGAAGCUUUCAUGACUAAAGUAACUCAAACAUAUGAAAUGAUGUUAGUUCGACAUGGUUUUAUGCUUGUUGGUGAACCGUUUGCUGGUAAAAGUAUGGUCUUGCAAGUCCUGGCUGAAUCAUUAUCAUUGAUGAAUACAAAAGGUGUAGGGGAUGAACUCAAAGUUCAAUAUAAAGUUCUUAAUCCAAAAGCUGUCACAAUUGGGCAAUUGUACGGAAAUUUCGAUUUGGUUUCGCAUGAAUGGAAUGAUGGUGUGUUAGCUAAUACGUUUCGUGAUUUUGCUAUGUCGGAAAAUCCAGAUAGAAAAUGGGUUAUUUUUGAUGGACCUGUUGAUGCAGUUUGGAUUGAAAAUAUGAAUACUGUAUUGGAUGAUAAUAAAAAAUUAUGUUUAACAAGUGGUGAAAUCAUUCAAAUGUCAAAUGUUAUGUCAAUGAUUUUCGAAGUUAUGGACUUAUCACAAGCUUCACCAGCCACAGUUUCUCGUUGCGGUAUGAUUUACUUAGAGCCCCGUGUACUCGGUUGGAGACCACUGGUUGAAUCGUGGGUUAAUCGUGAAAUUGCUGAACCAUUAAAAAUGUAUAAACAUGAAAUUUUAGCACUUUUUGAUUUUCUUGUUCCACAAUGUAUUGAUCAUGUUCGACAUGUCACAAAAGAAGUUAAUCCAACUGGCGAUUCGAAUUUAGUUCGUAGUAUGAUGAAUUGGAUAAAUAUGUGUAUGGGUGAAGCAUUAAAAGAUGAAGAAGAACCGGAAAAAAAUAAAAAUAUACGUUCAUGGCUUGUUUAUGUAGCUCACUGGUCUUGUGUGUGGUCACUUGGUGCAACAGGUGAUACAGAUAGUCGAAUCAAAUUUGAUGUAUUCUUUCGCGAUUUAUUACGUGGAAAAUUUGAACCUAUACCCGAUAUAUUCCAAGGCAAAUUUGAUCUUCAAAUACCUGAGAAAGGUCUUGUGCACGAUUAUUAUUUUGUAUUUAAAAAUCGUGGUGAUUGGUUUCCAUGGGAAAAUUUAAUGAGAACUGCUGAAGGAGCUGCUGGAACAGUAUCGAUGAAGAAUAUUCGUCGUUAUAUUGUGCCGACUGUUGAUACAACACGAGUCAAUUACAUGCUCGAUCUUGUUGUGCCAAGUAAACAACCUAUUUUAUUUGUUGGACUAACUGGAACAGGAAAAAGUGCUUAUGUACAAAAUUAUUUAAUGAAUAAAAUAGAUAAAGAUCAAUACAUGGCAUUCUUUAUUAACUUCAGCGCACAAACUUCGAAUAAUCAAGUUCAGGAUAUCAUUAUGUCGCGUCUUGAUCGUCGUCGUAAAGGUACAUUCGGUCCACCGAUGAUGAAAAAAGCCGUAUUCUUUGUUGAUGAUAUGAAUAUGCCACAAAAAGAUCGAUAUGGUGCUCAAGGUCCCAUCGAAUUGCUACGUCAAUUUAUGGAUCAUCGACACUGGUAUGAUCGUAAAGAUACAUCAAAAAUAAUUCUUGAAGAUAUUCAAUUUGUUUCUGCUAUGGGACCUCCAGGUGGUGGUAGAAAUGUUGUUACACCAAGAUUUAUUCGACAUUUUAUGACUAUUGCAAUCAAUCCAUUUACCGAUGAAACUUUAACAAAAAUAUUUUCAACACUUUUUUCAGUUUACAUCAAAGGACAAGAAUUUACUUCAGAUUACUUAUCACUUGGUAAUCAAAUCGUUCAAUCAACAUUACAAGUUUAUAAUGCAGCUGCUCUAUCUCUUUUACCAACUCCAGCUAAAUCGCAUUAUAUCUUCAAUUUACGUGAUUUUUCACGUGUUAUUCUCGGUUGUUGUUUAAUUCGUAAAUCAGAAGUUGAAUCAAAACGAACAUUUAUUCGAUUAUGGGUUCAUGAAACUAUGCGUGUGUUCUAUGAUCGUUUGAUUGAUGAUAAAGAUCGUACCUGGCUUGUUGAUGCUGUGAAAGCUUGUGUUAAAGAUAUUUUCAAAGAAAGUUUCGAUGCUGUAUUUGAACAUUUAGCUAACAAUGGAAGAGGUGGUACAAAGGUAAGCGAAGAAGAUCUACGAAGUUUAUUAUUUGGUGAUUUUCUUCGUCCUGAUCUUGAAGUUGAAGAACGUUUCUAUGAGGAAGUUAAAGUUAUUGAUACAAUGUAUUCAAUUGUUGAAAAAGCCGUUGAAGAAUAUAAUAGUACACAUAAGACAAAAAUGAAUCUAGUUGUAUUUCGUUAUGUACUUGAACAUUUAUCACGUAUUUGUCGUAUACUUCGUUUGCCCGGUGGUAAUGCAUUGUUGGUCGGUGUGGGCGGUAGUGGUCGACAAUCUCUAACAAGACUUGCUGCUGCUAUGGCUAAUUAUGAUGUUCAUCAACCUGAAAUUACAAAGAAUUAUGGUGUUUAUGAAUUUCGUGAAGAUUGUAAAAAAGUUAUGAAAAUGUCUGGCGCACAAAAUAAACCCACUGUAUUUCUCUUAACGGAUUCACAAAUAAAAGAUGAACGAUUUCUUGAAGAUAUUGAUUCAUUAUUAAAUACAGGUGAAGUACCAAAUUUAUUUCCUGCUGAUGAACGUGGUGAAAUUAUGGAAGCUGUUGCUGGACAAGCUGCUGCUUCUCAAACCGAUGGAGAUAAAAAUGCAGAUUUUGGCCCAUUGGCAUUAUUUCAAUUUUUUGUUAAUCGUGUCCGAGAUAAUCUUCAUAUUGUGCUUGCUUUUUCGCCCAUUGGUGACGCAUUCCGAUCACGUCUACGACAAUUUCCAUCGCUUAUCAACUGUUGUACACUCGAUUGGUUUCAAGCAUGGCCUGAAGAUGCUUUAGAACGUGUUGCUAAAAAAUUCUUAGAACAAGUUGAUAUCAAAGAUUCAGAAAAAGAUGCUUGCGUUGAUAUUGUAAAAUAUUUUCAUACAAGCACACAAAGAUUAUCAGAAAAAUUUUCUUCAAAAUUACAACGAUACAACUAUGUAACGCCAACAUCUUAUCUUCAAGCCAUAUCAGGCUUCAAAAUGUUAAUCACACAAAAACAAAAUGAAAUCAUGGCAGCUAAAAAACGUUAUGUUAAAGGUCUUGAUCAAUUAGCUUUUGCUGAACAACAAGUUGGUAAAAUGCGUACGGAACUUGAAGCAUUGCAACCUCAAUUACAAGAAAGUGCCAAACAAACAGCAGCUAUGUUAGUUGAUAUUGAAAUUCAAUCGCGUCAAGCUGGUCAAACACGCGAAGUAGUCGUUGCUGAAGAAGCUGUCGUCAAUGCGAAAGCUAUUGAUGCUAACAAACUUAAAGAAGAAUGUGAACAUGAUCUUUCAGCAGCUAUGCCUGCUCUUGAAGCAGCUAUCAAUGCUUUAGAUACGCUUAAGCCAGCUGAUAUAACAGAAAUUCGUACUAUGCAACAGCCGCCAAUUACAGUCCGAAAAGUUCUUGCUUCAGUUUGUGUACUAACAAAUCGACAACCCGAUCGAAAAAAUGAUCCAAAUAAUCCUGGCAAGAAAAUUAUUGAUUAUUGGGCUCCAGCUAAGAAAGCGCUUGGUGAAAUGGAUUUUAUUAAUCAACUUAAGACAUUCGAUAAAGAUCAUAUUCCGCCUGAAGUCAUGAAAAAACUACGCGAAGAAUAUUUAACAGAUGCUGAUCUUGAACCAAAACGUGUCAUGCAAGCAUCAGUUGCUGCGCAUGGUUUAAUUCUAUUCGUUCGUGCUAUGGAUGUGUAUGAUCGUAUAGCAAGAGAAGUUGCACCAAAGAAAGCCAAACUUGAAGAAGUCGAUAAAGAAGUACGAGAACUUGAAGCAACAUUAACAGAAAAACGUUCACAAUUAGCACAAGUCGAAUCUCGUUUGAAACGACUUCAAAAUGAUCUCGAUACAGCACAAAAACGUAAAGAACAAUUAGAAUUUGAAGUCGAUCUUUGUGCCAAAAAAUUAGUCCGAGCUCAAAAAUUAAUCGGUGGUUUAGGUGGUGAAAAAUCACGUUGGACAUUAGCAGCAGAAAAUUUACAAAAAAUCUAUGAUAAUCUACUUGGUGAUGUCUUAGUAUCAUCGGGUGUUAUUGGUUAUCUCGGUGCAUUUACAAGUGCAUUUCGUGAUGAAGCCACUCAUGCUUGGAUUGAUUUAUGUAAAAAGAAGAAAUUACCAUGUUCUGAUGCGGAAAAAUAUUCGUUGGCCAAUACACUUGGUGAACCAAUUAAAAUUCAAGCAUGGAAUAUUAAUGGUUUACCUAAGGAUGCAUUUUCAGUUGAUAAUGCAGUGACAAUUCAAAAUUCAAAUCGUUGGCCAUUAAUGAUCGAUCCACAAAAUCAAGCUAAUCGUUGGGUAAAAAAUUCCUACGCACAACUGAACUUAAAAGUUGUUAAAUUGACUGAUAAUGAUUUUAUGCGGCAACUUGAUAAUUGUAUUCAAUUGGGCCUACCAUUACUGAUAGAAAAUGUUGGCGAAGAUUUAGAUCCAUCACUUGAACCUAUUCUACUUAAACAAGUAUUUAAACAAGGUGGCGUUGAAAUGAUUCGUUUGGGUGAUAAAGUUAUUGAAUAUUCAAAAGAUUUCAAAUUGUUUAUUACAACUAAAUUAAGAAAUCCACAUUAUUUACCAGAAAUUUCAACUAAAGUUACGUUACUCAAUUUUAUGAUUACAUCUGAAGGUCUUCAAGAUCAAUUGCUCGGUAUUGUCGUUGCUAAAGAACGUCCAGAAUUGGAAGAAGAACGACAAGCAUUAAUUAUCACUCAAGCUGAAAAUCAACGUUUAUUGAAAGAAGCUGAAGAUAAAAUUCUAUUUACACUCAGUUCAUCCGAAGGAAAUAUUUUAGAAGAUGAAGCUGCUAUUCAAACAUUGGAUUCAUCGAAAGUAAUUUCGGAUGAAAUAUCGAAAAAACAAAAAAUUGCAGAAGAAACAGCAAAGAAAAUUGAAGCAUCUAGACAAGAUUAUAAACCAAUCGCUGAAUAUUCAGCUAUUCUAUUCUUUUGUCUUAAUGAUUUACCAAAUAUUGAUCCAAGUAAGAAUUUAUUUAUACUAUUCAACUUAAAAUCAAAAAUUCUACAACGUCGUUUAAAAAAUCUUCAAGAACAUUUCACAUAUAAUCUAUACACAAACGUUUGUCGAUCAUUAUUUGAAAAAGAUAAACUACUUUUUUCAUUCAUAUUAUGCACAAGUAUAAUGCUUGCUCAAAAAGAAAUGGAUAAAAGUGAAUAUCUCUUCUUCCUCACUGGUGGUAUCGGUUUAGAAAAUAAAAAUAAAAAUCCUGGUCAAGGUUGGCUUUCAGAUAAAUGCUGGGAUGAAUUAUGUCGUUUAUCUGAUUUACAGAAAUUUAUUGGACUUCGUGAAAGUUUUGAAGCGAAUCUUGAAGUAUUUAAAUCAAUCUAUGAUGCAAAAGAUCCUAUGACAGUUGAGCUACCGGCACCAUGGAAUGAAAAAUUCGAUCAAUUUCAAAAGAUGACCGUCGUUCGUGUUAUUCGUCCAGAUAAAGUUGUACAAAUGGUUGUUGAAUUCGUUAAAAAGAAUCUAGGACAAAAAUUCGUUGAACCGCCACCAUUUGAUUUAUCUAAAAGUUUUAAUGAUUCACACGCAUUAGCACCAAUCGUUUUUAUUCUAUCGCCUGGUGCAGAUCCUAUGGGUCAAUUAAUUAAAAUUGCUAAAGAUAAAGGAUUUUUUGAAAAGAAAUUUAAUUAUAUUUCACUCGGUCAAGGACAAGGUCCAUUUGCUUCAGCAAUGAUACAAAAAGCUCAAAGUGACGGUGGUUGGGUUUGCUUACAAAAUUGUCAUUUAGCUGUCAGUUGGAUGCAAACAUUGGAGAAAAUUUGUGAAGAUUUUGCAGCGGAUAAUACAAAUCCAGAAUUUCGACUUUGGUUAACAUCAUAUCCAUCUCCGAAGUUUCCAGUCACAAUUUUACAAAAUGGUGUUAAAUUAACAAAUGAACCACCGACUGGUCUUCGAAUGAAUAUGUUACAAUCGUAUUUAAAUGCACCGAUAUGUGAACCGGCAUUUUUCGAAAAAAUUGACGAAGGAAAAGAUGCAAUUUGGGAAAGACUUUUGUUUGGUCUUUGCUUCUUCCAUGCGCUUGUACAAGAAAGAAGAAAAUUUGGACCACAAGGAUUUAAUAUUCCAUAUGGAUUCAAUGAGUCAGAUUUGUUAAUUUCUGUUAAACAACUUCAAAUGUUCAUUAAUGAAUAUAAUGAUAUUCCAUAUGAUGCUAUUCGUUAUAUGGCUGGUGAAUUAACUGAUGAUUGGGAUCGUCGUUGUUUAGCUGCAGUUCUUAUUGAUUUUUACAAUCCACAAGUAGCCGAAGUGCCAAAACAUAAAUUAUCUCCAAGUGGUGUUUAUUAUGUACCACCCAAAGGUACCUAUGAUGAAUACAUCGAAUUUAUCAAAAACUUACCAUUGAGUCAACACCCGGAAGUAUUCGGUAUGCAUGAAAAUGUCGAUAUAUCAAAAGAUUUGCAAGCAACAAGACUUUUAUUUGAUUCGAUUCUUUUAACCAUGGGUUCAACAACUGCUGAAGGCGGAAAUUCAGAUAAAAAAUUAAAUGAUAUUUCUAAUGAUAUUCUUUCAAAAUUACCUAAGAACUUUAAUUUGGAAGAAGCAAUGAAAAAAUAUCCAACACAAUAUAAUGAAAGUAUGAAUACAGUUUUAGUACAAGAAAUGGAACGAUUUAAUAAAUUAAUGACAGUUAUUCGAUCAAGUUUACAAAAUGUGAUUAAAGCUAUCAAAGGUUUAGUUGUUAUGAAUGUUGAAUUGGAAGCUUUAACAAAUAGUUUAAUGAUUGGUAAACAACCAGAAAUGUGGACGAAACAAUCGUAUCCAUCACUAAAAAGUUUAGGAUCCUAUUAUAAUGAUCUAUUAGAACGUAUUAAAUUUCUUCAAACAUGGUAUGACGUUGGUAAACCGCCUGUAUAUUGGAUAUCAGGAUUCUAUUUUACACAAGCAUUUUUAACUGGUGUCAAGCAAAAUUUUGCCAGAAAAUAUACGAUUCCAAUUGAUUUAUUGACCUUUGAAUUUCAGGUUUUAAAAAUUAGUAAAAGUGAUAUAGGCCCUGAUGAUGGUGCAUACAUUAAUGGUUUAUAUGUCGAUGGUGCACGGUGGAAUCAAGACACUGACUUACUUGAUGAACAAUUUUCGAAAAUGCUCUAUGAUCCAAUACCAAUCAUUUGGGUAAAACCAAUUAAAACAAAUGCAUUAAAUAUUGAAGGAACCUAUGAGUGUCCAAUAUAUAAGACAAGUGAAAGACGCGGUGUACUUUCAACAACUGGUCAUUCAACAAACUUCGUUAUGCCAGUAUAUUUACCAACAAAACAUAAGUCUGAACAUUGGAUAAAACGUGGUGUAGCAUUACUUUGUCAACUUGAUGAUUAG